Molecule: messenger RNA, 365 nt
Organism: Chironomus riparius
Lineage: Eukaryota; Metazoa; Arthropoda; Insecta; Diptera; Chironomidae
Source: the annotation of a GenBank genome assembly
UUAAGUAAAAAAAUAUAAUUUUCUAGUUUUUCACUUUUCAAUUAAAAAGGAAAAUGAUACAAUCUAGAGUGAUUCUAUUAAGUCGGGUGCUGAGUUAUGGUUUGAGAUCAAAUAGAGUCCAGUAUCAGCCAAUUCGUCAUGCACACGCUGAAUGGAACUAUCGUCAAGGACCACCAGAUUCAUCACAUCCUGCUUAUGUUAGAUACGGUGCUCCAGUAGUAGCUGGUUUGAUGUGGUGGUGGGUUAUGUGGCAUUUAUGGCAUGAACCAGAGCACAUAACUGGAGAAUUUCCCGAACCUGAUCCAAAAUUAUGGACUGAUAAGGAACUUGGAAUUCCUCCUGAUGAUUUUGAAGGCGAUGAAUAA